Molecule: messenger RNA, 1425 nt
Organism: Rotaria sordida
Lineage: Eukaryota; Metazoa; Rotifera; Eurotatoria; Philodinida; Philodinidae
Source: the annotation of a GenBank genome assembly
UCAAAUUUCAAUCCAAUUGAAGAACAUAUAAAACAAAGUUCUAAAUGUCAAUUUGUUUCAGAUCAAGAGAAAUUAUUAUCAAAAAAUGAUCAACGAACAACAUAUUUAACAUCAAAUAGUCUACAGAUCAAUGUUGUCGAGUUCAAUCGUCAAAAAGAAAUCGAUCAUAAUAAAAAUGCUCACGACGACAGUUUCAGUCUACAAAAAUCAUUUCUUAAUUCAAUGACACAUGAAACAAUCGUUACACUACGAACAAAUACAUUUUCGAAUUGGCCAUUAAUUACACCUAUGGCACAAGAUAUGAUUAUUGCAGGAUGGGCAUAUACUAAUAUUGCAGAUCGUGUGAUAUGUAUUCAUUGUAAUACACUCUUUCAUAAAUGGAUAAAAACUGAUCGACCAUAUGAAUUACAUCGAUUAAAAUCUCCUCAAUGUCCAUUUGUAUUAUUAACAGAAAAAAAUUCAUCGAAUUCAUCUACAACAAAUAUAAUAAUUACGACUGAGCCCAAUACACAAACAAUUGUUGAAGCAAUGAAUACUGCUUAUUCAUUAGCAUAUCGUCGAAAUGAAACAUUUCAUAAUUGGCCUCUUACAAAAGAAGAUCCAUUACCUUCUGUUGAAUCGUUUGUUGAUGCAGGAUUUUUUUACACAGGGGAGAAAACUAUUGUAAAGUGUUUUUAUUGUAAUGGAGCUUUGCGUAAUUGGCAAAAUGGUGAUGAUCCAAAAGUGGAACACUGUCGUUGGUAUCCGGAGUGUGCUUAUAUUCGACAGUAUGUGGGAGAAGAUCUUUAUCAAGCUAUACAAAGAAAAAAUCGUGAAUUGAAAAGUCAGCAAAAUAAUAAGAGCAAUACGAAUGGUCAAGAUUCAACAAUCACUCCAUGGACAGAUGAUGAAAUCGAUAAAAUGGUCAAGGCUCGUCUCGAUUUACCUAUAGUUGAAAAACUUCGAAAAUUAGGCUUUACUAUGGCAAUUAUUCGUAAAGCAUUUGAAAUUCAACUCAAAAAUAAACAUGAUGAUUUUCAAAGUGAUAAUGAUCUUCGAAUGGCUUGUCUUAUGCUUCAUCAACAAGUGAAAUUAAUCAAUGGAAAUGAAAAUAAUUUACUUAUUCCUCAAGAUUGGAUGAAAAAAUAUAUCGAAGAUCAAGAACAAGAUAUGGAACAGUCCAAAGUGCAAAAGUCACAAACUUCACAGCCACAAAUUAAAAAUAUCGAAAUUCCGAAAGCUUCGUCACCAAUUGUAACACGACCUAAAAUAAUACAAGAAAAAGACGAAGAAGCAAUGCCAUGUUUACUUUGUCUUACAACAGAACGUCAAGUGGCGUGCUUACCCUGUGGUCAUUUAACAAGUUGCGUAGCAUGUGGUCAUAGCUUAAAAGUCUGUCCACUCUGUCGAGCGGUUGUUAAGGCUUUUGUUCGAAUAUAUGUUUGA